AUGAGGCCAACUACCGACAAAUAUUGUGUCACCAAGUUCGCCGGCCCGACCGGCAACACUUUUAGCAUCGUGCCGUACCCACUUAAGGACACAUUCUGGGAACUCUCCGUGACUAUCCACACCAUCGCAGCAUUUCAUACACCCAAGACAACUCAAAUGGCCACUAUCGACUCGCUGAAGCGCGCCCUGACGCAAGGCGCCACGGCAAUGGCCACUUCAAAGCAGCCGUUGUCCGAAGCUCAGUAUAGCGCCAGCUUUGAUCUCUUCAUACAGGGCCCGGGGUGGAAAACCUACCAGGACUUCAUUGUCCCGCAUCUCUCUCAUCUGCUGUCUCCCCUCUUCGAAGCUCGUCUCCAUGUUUCGGUCCUGGAAAUCGGUCCAGGCCCGAAAACGGUCCUUGGCUACCUACCUGAUCAGCUCAGGCGCAAGAUCAAGAAAUACACGGCCCUGGAGCCCAACGGCUUGUUUGCGACGAGGUUGGAAGAAGAGCUCCAAUCUGGCUCUGACGCAGAGUCCUUACUCCCCUGUUUGGAAAGCCCGCCUGGCAUUCACCAAGCUCCGUUCGUUUUGGGGGACAAGAUCCAGGACGGCGGCGAAAGGUUCGAUGUCAUUCUUUUCUGCCACAGCAUGUACGGCAUGAAUCCCAAACGCAGCUUCAUCGAGCAGGCGCUGGAGAUGCUUGUUGAGCAACCACACGACGCAUUGGUGGUCGUUUUCCAUCGCGAAAGCCUGGAUCUGGAUGGCCUAGUGCCCCAUAAAACGGCGUGUUUCCCCGAUGGCGUUGUUGGCGCGCCACUUGACGAUAAGACACUGGAUUCGUUCACCCCUUUCGUCGCGGGUUUUGGCACGCAGGACGAGGCUGUCCGAGCCAAAUGGCGCGAAGUGUGCCGCACGUUGGGUCGCCGUGAGGCAGCGUAUCCAGACCAUCUCCUGUUCGCCGCGCCCGAGGUUGUGGCGACUUUCACCCGACACGCAACUGCAUUGCCAAAGUUGACGGCGGAGGUACCGUUGGCAACCGGCGGCAACACGAUCAAGAAUAGGGAGGCGCGCCUGCGCCGCCCUGCCGCGGUCCUAAAGCCCACAGAGAUCGGACACGUGCAGGAGUGCGUCCGAUGGGCGUUGAAACGCAACGUCGGCUUAACCGUCAUUGGUGGGGGUCACAGCGGUCACUGCCUUUGGUCCAAUGUCGUCGCAGUCGACAUGGGUGCCUUCGACCAAGUACACAUCGUCAAGGACGGAGAUCAUCCCGACUUUGGGCCCCUAAUACACGCCGAGGCUGGCUGCAAGACGGGUGACGUCGUCCGUAGCGCUAUGGCGGCUGGCCUCACCGUGCCCUUGGGAGCACGCCCAAGUGUGGGCGCGGGGCUGUGGCUACAAGGCGGUAUUGGGCAUCUGGCGAGACAAUACGGGCUGGCGUGCGAUGCCAUCGUUGGUGCCGUCGUGGUCAGCGUCGAGUCUGGGGAGAUCAUCAGCGUUGGCUACGUCGCAAGCGAGCAUCGGCCCGCUGGUGCCGUGUGUCUGGAUGAGACGAACUUAUUAUGGGCCAUCAAGGGCGCCGGGACAAACUUCGGCAUCGUGGUCAGCGUGACUUUCAAGGCUUAUCCGGCUCCGACAUACUCAGUCCGGAACUGGGUCACGCCGUUACGCGAUGGUCUUGAGGCGCGGCACAAACUGACCAUCUUUGACAAAUCGGUCGCCAGAGAAGUCCCUCGGAACUGUUCUGCGGAUGCAUAUCUGUAUUGGAACGGCGGCGAGUUAUGUCUCGGCGUGACCAUGUUCGAAACAUUGGCGCCAACGUCCGAUCUCGAAACAGCCACCCCUACCACCAUCUCUGAAGCUUUCGGGCCACCAUCAAGCUCCAAGACCGUCGACUGCGUCGGUGUGUUCGACACCGAGAUGUACAUGUCGGGAAUGCAUGGCGGGCAUGGCGGCGGCAAGACGUCCUCCUUCAAGCGAAGUUUGUUGCUCAAAGACAUCGGACGAGCCAACGUCGCCGACCUCUUGGUCGCGGCUGUCGAGACCCGCCCCACGCCACUUUGCUAUCUCCAUUUGCUACAAGGCGGCGGAGCAGUUAACGACGUGGCACCGAACUCUACCGCCUUUGGGUGCCGAGACUGGCACUUCGCCUGUGUGGUAACCGGCGUCUGGCCCCGGGAUGAAGACGGAACAGACACAGCUCUCGCUGCCAUCCGCUGGGUUUAUGAGGUCGUCAGCAAGCUGCUGCCCGUAAGCACCGGGGCGUACAGCGCCGACCUCGGACCGGACCCAAGGGACACCGCUCUGGCGGCGAAAGCGUUUGGUCCAAAUCUCCCACGCCUAGCCCGCCUGAAACACGAGUUGGACCCUCGCAGCGUCCUAACGUAUGCUUGCCCGCUCCCAAGAGCGCCGAUGGAAGCGAAACUCAUUGUCCUCGUCACCGGCGAGAGCGGCGCCGGCAAGGACUAUUGCGCCGACGUUUGGGUUUCUGCCUUCACCAAUGGCAAGUUUCGGGCACGUACGGUCAGCAUUAGCGAAGCCACCAAGCGUGAAUACGCCGCCGCUACUGGUGCCGACGUGGACCGCUUGUUCCGGGACCGCGCCUACAAAGAGCAACACCGCCCGGCUCUCACGUCUUACUUCCAGGACCAGGUGCGGCAACGUCCCCGACUACCGCAGGAGCACUUCCUGGACGUAGUCUACAACUCCACAGAUGUGGAUGCACUGUUCAUCACGGGGAUGAGAGAUGAGGCCCCAGUCGCGGCCUUGUCGCAUUUGGUACCCGAUACCAGGCUGCUCGAAGUUUGCGUGAAAGCUAAAGAAGAGGCACGACGGGCUCGUCAAGUGUACGUCGACGGUGACGGUGUUUGUGGCAACAAGAAAAACGGGGAUCGCAAAAACAACGACAACGGCGAGUCAGGUUCGGAGACCUUGGAGAGCCGUCCCAAUCUUAGCUUCGACAAUGACACGUCCGGAGAUGAGGCGGCAAAACUGUUCGCCGAACACCAGCUACUUCCCUUCCUACAUGGGGACCUGCAACGCCUGGCUACCAUGGUCCGCCCGGUACCCGAGUUCCCACGCACAGGCAUUUCAUUCCGCCAUGUCCUCGACAUCUGUCAACGGCCAGGUGGCCUGGCACUAUGCACGUCGCUACUGAUAAGGCACUUCGCUGGUAAUUGGGCCGAAAUCGAUGCGGUGGUGUGUUGCGAGGCUGGUGGCUUCGUCUACGCAUCGGCGUUGGCCUCACAAACCAACGUACCCCUAGCGCUGAUUCGCGAAGGUGGCAAGCUCCCGCCACCUACCGUCACUGUCGCCAAGUCUCCCUCACAUAUAUCGUCCGCAGGAUCCAAUGGGUCAAAAGACAGGAUCGAGAUGGACCGAGAUGUGGUCCGUAGAGGCGCGACAGUCAUGGUGGUGGAUGAUGUCCUUGCUACCGGGCGGACGUUGUGUGCUGUCCUCCGGCUGUUAGGUGAAGUUGGCAUUGUUCCCCAGGACGUCAGCAUCAUGGUGGUGGCAGAAUUCCCUGUUCAUCGUGGCCGGGAACUAUUACGCCGGCAUGGUUUUGGCGGAGCCGAUAUCCAAAGCCUGCUGGUCUUUGGAGGGAUUUAGGACAAUGGGAGCAUCCAAUCCUAGGUUUGGAUAGAGUAUCUUGUUCAAAAUGGGCGUUGGCUCCCGGAAAGCCAGGUAGUCAUAUCAAUAACCAUGGGUACAAUGAAAACACAAGUUUUGUUUGGCUUGUUCGUAGCUCGGUAGUUCGAGUGUGGUAGCGGAGCGUUGCUGCGGGCGGAGAGGUUACCUACAUGUAGCUACGGUAUGUACAUGUAGGUACCUCUAUUACGUCAGAAACGGG
Messenger RNA from Chaetomium fimeti, 3826 nucleotides. RefSeq lists its product as uncharacterized. Gene Ontology annotation, cellular component: cytoplasm. The coding region runs from base 1 to 3585 and encodes 1194 amino acids. Gene Ontology annotation, molecular function: FAD binding; phosphomevalonate kinase activity. The record is from RefSeq and is a predicted model, not a curated record. Lineage: Eukaryota; Fungi; Ascomycota; Sordariomycetes; Sordariales; Chaetomiaceae. Gene Ontology annotation, biological process: cholesterol biosynthetic process. The transcript has 2 exons.